AGGCUGUUGCAGCACUCGCCGUGAACUCUUGCGAUAUAUCGACUCAUAAGUCGAUGUAUGUUCUAAUAACUUCAAUCUAUCGAAACAUGGUACUUCCGGUAACUUAAAGUUAGGUUAUUUCGUAAUUGAGUAUCACCACCACAUGGUCCAAACAGAUUGAUUAUGAACUAUGCCCAUAGUACAUCAGUAUUUUUCACUCCAGUUUUCUGCAAGAUAUAUGGCACUUCUUCUGCAAGAUAUUUUGGUGAGAGUCAUUUUGACCAUUCACAGUGCUUUGAGUAUAGAAACAGAAUCUAAGGCUCUACCAUAGGGAAUGGGUCUGUACUUCGUUCCCUUCCACUUCAUGGUGAAGUAUGGACAAGGCUACAAGUGUUAUGAAAGUAGUUCUGAAAAACUCUUCUGGAGAAUCCAUUACUGUAAGCAUCUAUCCAGAAGACACCAUUCAGGAUUUGAAGAACAGAAUCCAAGAUGAAGUUGGAAUACAUUUGGAUUUAAAUCAGCUCAACAACAAUGGGCUGAAAGUCACAGAUGAUCAGAAAGUGGUGGAUUAUAUAUCAAGUGGUUUGAACCCAAGCCUGGGAUUUGGAUUUUCCAAGAAUGACAUGAGUUGUGGCACACCUCCAUUGAACUGCAUUGUACCUGGCUGUGCCAAUAAUAAAAUGACAUGUCCUGAAAGAAUGUUCUUCACUUUGCCAAUUUUAAAAGAUAAGCGAAGUCAGUGGCUUACUGUUUGCAAACGUGAAGAUCUCCUAGAGAAUAUGGAGUUGAGCCUUGCAGUGUGUUCUGAUCACUUCAUUGAAGAGCAAUUCACAACAUCAUCUAGUAGAAGAUUAAUAGAAGAUGCUGUACCAACAGUGUUUCCAGUGGUACACUCUUCAUGUGGCAAAAACUGCAUGUUGGCUACACAAGAUGUGUGUGAAGAGGAGGAAACUGUGUUUAUAGAUAAUUGUGAAACAGUCAUUAAAACUGAGUCAGAUAUUGAUAGUAAUGUGGAUGAAUUAAUGGGUGAUGAUGGAAGUGCUGUUUGGAAACACCCAGGACAGUUGUGUCGCCUUUGUGCCAACAAUACAGGAGAUGUGAUCUACAUCUUCAGUUCAGCUGGAAAGCAGCUCAACAUAGCAGAAAAAAUCAACACAAGUCUGCCAGUUUCAGUGCAGCAGACUGAUCCUCUCCCAAAGCAGGUGUGCUCUUCUUGUGUUGUGAAAUUAGAUAUGUGCUAUGAAUUUUCCCAGUCCUGCAUUAAUGCAGAGGAGAAGCUGAAGUCGUUGAUGAAGCUAAAACAAUUCUGGACCCAGUUCCCUGGAGAGUCAAUUUCAUCAUCUGUAUGGGGCAGGAAUUCCAUUUUAAAAAUGGAGUCUAAUUCAGAAGUAUAUGGUGAAAGCUUGAAGUUUAAAAAGGAAAAUUUAAAACUGUGCAGUUCUUCUUCACAUAUUCAAAACAACAGGUAUAAAGAAUUGGAUGUUAAUGAACAGAUUAAAAAUGUAUUUUGUUGCCCACUCUGCUGUGAAGGACAAAUGAUGGCAUGUUGUAAUGAAGAAGAAACUUCUCCAGUGAUGACUGAUACAAAUAUGAAAAGUGACAGGCUCCCAUCAGAUGGCAGACAGUCUUUCGAUUUAUUCAAAGAGCCAAACAAUAGCAGUGCAAAGGAAAACAGUUCAUCAGAUAAAGCUGACAUUAGCACUGAUUGCACUAACCAUUUUCAAAGUAAUGUUGUUUACGAAGUGAGAGAUGAAGAAGGAAAUAAUUACACUUUUGUAGAAAGUGGAAUUGGAUGGUGGAAUGAUGAAAGUGCUUUAGAAAGUGCAGAGAUUAUAAUAGAAACAUUGAAUUCAGAGGAAGCUAAAGUUCUCUGUAACUUGGAUGAUGAAGAUAGAGUCCCAGCUAACAGCUGGAAUCUUGUAGGCCAAAUGGAAACAGAAGGCAGCAGUUUCAUGUGUCAGCUUUGUGGAGUGUCAUUCUCAUCUGAAGAACUUUGUUUGGACCACUCCAAAAUUCAUGCUGAGGAGGGCUGUUACCCUUGCAGUCUUUGUGGGAUGUGCUUCAGCAGUGAACUAGAUAUUACAAGUCACCUUGAGGAACAUAAGGUAGAGGAAAAGAAAGCAAGGACUAAAAUUUCUAAAGGCCGUAUUACAUGUAGUAUAUGCAGCAGGAGAUUUAAUAAUGAGAAAACACUGAAUGAACAUACAUGUGGAACUAGUGACACCAAGCAAUUUCGAUGUGAGACAUGUAAGAAGGCGUAUAUAUCUGAAGAAAGACUUAGAUUUCAUCGCAGAUUUCAUGAAGGUGCCAGACCAAAUUAUUGUGUCCAGUGUGGGAAAGAAUUUGAUAAUGAAGGAAGUUUAUAUUAUCAUACACGAAUGGUUCAUGAAGGCGUAAGACCAUUUUGCUGCGAAGAAUGUGGUAAACGGUUCUACUCUAAUGCAAGAUUAGAAGCACACAAACGUGUUCAUUCUGGUGAGCGGCCUUUUGAAUGUGAAGUGUGUGGGCGUCGCUUCUAUGAUCGAGAGACACUCAAGGGACAUUACAUCACACAUAUGUCAGUGAAACCCUUUCAGUGUGAUUUGUGUGGUGUGUGUUGUGGCAGAAAGAGCAUGCUGAAGCAGCAUGUUCGUAUCCACCAUUCCAAUAAAUGCAUGCCAAAACGUGUGCCAUCCCUUAUUCACUACUUCUGUAAAAUCUGUAAUGAAACAUUUACCAGCUCAUCAGAUGUACUGACACACAGGACCACUCACUGGGGAACAAUAUGUAAUGGCAGCAGUGAGAAUAAGGAAACCAAACCUCAUAUGUGUGAAUAUUGUGGAGAAAGUUUCUCAAUGGUGAACUUACUUGGUAAGCACCGGAAACAGGAGCACCCUGAUGAACAGCCCUAUGUAUGUAGUAUCUGCAAAGAGACUUCUCGAACUCUGUAUGAAGCCAGAGCACACAGGAAAACCCACACAUCAAUUGAUGACCUAGAUGGUAAGGAAAAAAUUAAGCUAGACCCAGAUAAAGUGGUGACACAGAAGGUGUUUAUAUGUGAAGAAUGUGGCAUGCCUUUACCUGGUCGUCGCAAGUUCAUGGCACACAUGAAAGCUCAUCGUAUGGACCUGCCUUUUGAGUGUUCAGUUUGUAGAAAAAAAUUCACUGAAAAACAACGCCUUCUUGUUCAUAUGCGUUUGCACACAGGUGAAAAACCUUAUUCAUGUAGUGAGUGUGGAAAGCGAUUCACUCAGUCAUCAGCUCUGUACACCCAUGCGCUGCUUCAUACAGGUGAGAAACCCCACUCCUGUGACAUCUGUGGUAAAGCAUUCCGCAUCAAAGCAGACCGUGACAACCAUCGACGCACACAUACAGGUGAGAAACCGUACCGUUGUGAGUUCUGUGCAAAACAGUUUCGCACAGGUCAAGUGUACUAUCAGCAUCGUAUGAUCCACACUGGUGAGCGACGAUUUCCCUGUGAUGUAUGUGGCAAAGCAUUUAAACGUUCACAUACUCUCGUUGUUCAUAAACGAAUUCAUACCGGUGAGAAACCCAAUAUUUGUGACAUCUGUGGAAGGGGAUUUCGCCAAAGGACAGAUAUGAAGAAACACAGGGCUCUGCAUGCUGUCUAAUCAUGAUAAUAGGUAUUUGAGUGACAGGUAUUAGGUUUAUUUCUUCAUUGCAACACAGCAGAUUUGCAAGAUUAUUUAAAUAUAUUUGUUAUGCAAAAUAACAUCCUACCUUAAGUUUCUCAGUCUGACACUGAAGAGAAAUUGACAUGACAGCCUGUAAUGCAUACUACUUCAGAAUUAUAAAUAAUCAGAAUAAAUCUAAUGCACUCGAAUUGAGAGAAUGGAAUGAUUUUGUCGGUUGUGCUGUUACAAGUGACUUCAGGAGUGAAAUGUGUCUCCCAUGAUGGACUAGUAGUGUUAGCGUGCUCG
Molecule: messenger RNA, 3899 nt
Organism: Zootermopsis nevadensis
Lineage: Eukaryota; Metazoa; Arthropoda; Insecta; Blattodea; Termopsidae
Source: RefSeq, a predicted model, not a curated record